AUGAUUCUGUGUCCAAACCACCACGUGACGUUGAAAUCAGGCCCAACUCUCGGACCUCUCUGCGUCUCCGAGGGAGUGCAGGACACGAAGCUGUGCCGGGGCACCCAGCGCCGAGGGGCUGCAGGCGGCCUGGCUGCACAAGACUCCAAGUCGCGUCAGUGCGGCAGCAAGCCGCCGCCCAGGCCCUGGUCGCUGGAUGGCUUCUCAUCGGAGGCACGAGAUGACAACUCAUCAGAAGAAAAUCCCAGACCACGGUGUCCUGAGAAGAUUCCUCUGAUUCUCCGUAAAAUGCUUGGGCAGGAUUUUCCACGUCCUCCCAUAUCAGAGGACGGGCUCAGUGUUCCCAGAAGAGAGGGGUCAAGCACUGUGCUCAGCUCUGGGGACCCAGCAAGGGUCCAAGCAGAUGUGCUGGACUCCAGCCAAGAUGCUUCUCGGAUGCUCACCCAGAUGGAGGAAGCCUUCACAGCGGAAUGA
Rangifer tarandus platyrhynchus (Svalbard reindeer) is the source of this 474-nucleotide messenger RNA. The record is from the annotation of a GenBank genome assembly. Lineage: Eukaryota; Metazoa; Chordata; Mammalia; Artiodactyla; Cervidae.